Penicillium cataractarum is the source of this 396-nucleotide messenger RNA. RefSeq lists its product as uncharacterized. Bases 1 to 396 code for a protein of 131 amino acids. The record is from RefSeq and is a predicted model, not a curated record. NCBI's taxonomy places the organism in Eukaryota, Fungi, Ascomycota, Eurotiomycetes, Eurotiales, Aspergillaceae. The transcript has a single exon.
AUGACCAUCACGCUUCUGAUCGAGAACAAUUACGGAGGGUCGCUCCAAGCCGUCGAAAAAACCGUCUGGUACUCGGAGGCUGGUGGUGAAUGGAGCGGAGAUGGCAAUGAGCAUAUCCUUACGCUGGGGUCGUGGCGGGGCUCUGGUCUCAUCCGAUUCAAAGAGAAUAACGGGCAUUACUUCAGUGUUGUUGUGGGAAUCGGGUAUGCUCAAAAGCCGUGGUGUGAUGUCCAGGUGAACCUCGCAAACACCGACACUGGAGUAAAGCUUCACCCGGAAUACUACGGUGGUAGACUGGGAAGUGAGAGCCAUCGAGAGAUUACGCGCACCACUUCAAGCGGGAGGACGGUGAAGCUCACCUACAACGGGGGUCAGGCUGUUCUUGAGUACUCAUGA